CAUCACCUUAAUUCUGUCUAGUUACGUGGCAUUCGCAUAUUUUUAAACUCUGGCUAAAGUUACUUGGGACACCCUGAAUAAUGACGUCUUGCGCUGACACAAAAUGGACAGCACAGGUAAUGCCACAAUUUCUUCAACGACUUCUCCUUUUUCUUGGUGUCUUGCGGCCCCACCCCCUCUUAUCCUUCAACACCUUCAUAACGUUUCUUGCGAAGAGAAAAAAGAAAGUCAAAACUUGGCACAACAUUCGUAAAACCGUAGAACAAGCCCAAAUUUGUCAACUUUACAAGUAACUCGGGAGAGUUGGCAGGUAUAUGCGGACCUGUUACUGUAGACGACACAACGGACACAUUCAAGCGAGUCGAGAGCUCAGUGCAGAUACCGCUGUAAAACAGACAAAAUGCCCCCUCACACGCGGCAAAACACGGCAUGUACAGCUUCUGAGCAGCGCGCUUCGCCAGAAGAUACGCGGCGAUUUUCCAAAAAUAGUGCCGCUGUCAUUACUUGAAACACACACGUUCUGUCUAGAAAAAAAAAAAAAGAAAGAUGAAGUGCAGGGAACGCGGUUCACGUGGCACAAAAAAAGAAGCAGAAAGAAAAACGCGCAGAGGGCGAGUGUUUCACGAGCAUUCCAUAAAUGACUUUCUCUCUCUCUCUCUCUCUCUCUCCAAUUACGGUCUGUGUGUCCUAUGCGACGGCAGGUGCGCGAAAGCGGGCCACGCGUGUCGGCAGCAUAGACACGCCAGGCAGUGUCGGCACGAUUGGCCGACCUCCUGAACCCUCGCCUCUCGUCGAAUAACGUGCACACCCAUACGCAACAACUAUAUGCUCGAGCAUCCUCUUUCUCUUAGCGUCCCGCUGAAAUGACGCAAAAUGCCAAAACUGGUGCUCACUAAUAUGUGAAGAGUAGGGACGGAGACAAAAUAAGAGCGGGGGAGGCGGGGCUGACCUUUCUUUUCAUGCAGCGGCUAAACGCUAAUGGCCAGAUCGGCGGUCUUAAGUCAUUGCCUCCGAGAUCCGGCGGCUCGCGCUGCGACACCCCGAUCUCAUAGGCAAUGACUUGAGGCAUUCGAGAUCCCUACAAAAAUUGCCUGCGGGAAACCAGGCGCUAGUGUCUAACUAUAAUAGAGCUGCAAGACGUGGCGGUUCGGCCAGCUUGUGAAAACGUUUUUUUUUUUGUUGUUGUUUUUCGGCCUCCCGUGCGUGGCUGUACUGACUGACCAGUUUGCAUUCGCAGGUUAGAAAGGGGGAGGGAGAGGGCAUAGAAGUUAACUACUUUGUUUAGUUGUUGGUGUCGUUUACUCUGCACAAGUGGCACAUACCCACCAUGGGGGGGUUAGCCACAAAUUGGGCGGUUUGCACAAAAUGAAUAAAACAAAUUUAGAAGAUACUGUCCGUUGGUUGGCUACCUGACACGUGAGGAGCCACUUUUUUGCGCGCCAUCUUUGACGGCGGGAAUACGAAGAUGAUGAUGAAGAGGAGGAGGAGGAGGAAGACGCCGCCGGCCGCAGCGCCCGGUCCACAUCCGACCCGUCGCCAACGACAAAGGCAGGCAAGCACACCGCGAAGUCGACUGCGCGCGCCUUUGCUCUGCGGCAGCAAUGGACGACACCGCGGGGCGACAAGAACGCGCAUGAGAUGUCGUCCAGCCGGGCCGGCGGGGGCGACGACGAAGUCGACGGGGCGGAGGGCGGGGAGCGAGCCAGGCGGAGCGCGCUCGACACCCGCAACGUGGUGGUCAACCUGCGGGCGCUCGCAAUCACCAGCGUGGCGGUGGACACGUGCAAGCUGGCGCUGGCCACCGUGACCACGGUGCGCCGACAGCCCAACCGCGGCUUCGUGUUCCUCGCCUCCAUCGCCGUGUGGUCGCUGUCGGCCAAGCUGGCCGUCAUAGUCGCCAGUCUGGCCGCGUACGGGCUCGUCUUCUGGGCGGCGUCCCGCGAGGCCCGCCGGCCCAUGCUGGCCGCCGCCGCGGUAUUCGCGGUCGCCAUCGCGAUGCGCUUCCUCUUCAUGAUCGAGGGCGCCGUGGUCGUGCUCCAGGAGAGCGUCACGCCGGCGCACGCCAACCAGAGCUCCGCGCUGGACGCGCCGCACCUACGUGCGUCGGCCGACCACGGGGCGGUACUCACCAAGUCAGAGCUUCACGGACCGAUGGUACACAUGAAGCAUCAAAUCUUGGACGCUCACAGUUCCAACACAGUUGUGGCAGCACCACCACCUGCUCCAAGCAUUGUGGAUAUUGUGCUGAAGAUAUUGCAAGUGAACAUCAUCCACACAUGCUCUGUGGCGGUGCAUGUUGUUUUCCUUCUGGUCCUUCGAAAGUACAUGCGAAGCACAAAGGUCAAGCAGCGUCUUGAGGACAUGCCAGCCGAAGCACGGACGUGAAUUCAAGAGUGCACAUGGGCCACCUUGACAACUGUUCGUGUAUAGUGAACGGCACAAGGAAAUGCAGCAUGUGUAACCAAGCCAUCUGCACGUAACUGUGUUCUGGUGUCAAAUGCUUGCAAUUAUGCCAUGCAAUGUGAUUGAAGGUCUGUCAGCAAAUGCCAGGACAAAACGUGUAAAAAGUUUUGAUAAUGUGCGUAACGCUUGUUGUGAUAUAUGGACGUCAUGAAUAUAUAUGACAAGAACAUAUGUGCACUUUCAUUGCCAUUACUGUAUCCUGCAGAAACUUCAUGCCCUUACUGGUUGCAUUAAAUGCAUGAAAACCAACGUCAAUUAAAAGUGUAUUGCGCUGCCAAUCAUUCUUUAUAGACGUCAGAAGUGCAUCCGUUAUGCUUCAUGCACUAAUUGGCACCUUUCACGAGUCCAAAGAAUAAUAUCGCGGUAACGCUGCUUCGGUUCAGGUUUGAAAUAUGGCUCAAAGCGCGUCGAUUCCAAGCUCGUCCGUGAACACAACUAACGGGGCGCGCUCUGGUGACAAUCCAAACAAGUAUUCUCCGUCCCGAUAUAAAUAACGCGGCGUUCGCAUUUAGCAUCAGCGACCACAUUAGACAGCAGUUCAGUGUGUGCAACUAAUUCAACUUCUUAUUUGAAAACAACGCCCGCCAUCAAACAUCAAAGGAUGAUUUAGAACAGGUCACCGUAGCGCUCUACACACAUCGGCGCAAAUCACUGCAGAGCAAAAGCAAACGCGCUUUCCAGCCGUGUCGCCGGCUCGUGAGUCACAGUGGGCGUGAUCUGCGAAGCUGUUAUUCAAACCUCUGUUCGUUAACGCACGGCAUCCAGGGAGAAAUACUCGGAAAGGACACUGAGCAGUGAAGGCGUCGUCGUGCGACUAAUAAAGGCACACUUCACACCACUAUACUUUUCCUGUCGCAACAGCAGGAA
Dermacentor andersoni is the source of this 3330-nucleotide messenger RNA. RefSeq lists its product as uncharacterized. The record is from RefSeq and is a predicted model, not a curated record. NCBI's taxonomy places the organism in Eukaryota, Metazoa, Arthropoda, Arachnida, Ixodida, Ixodidae.